GUCUCAAUAGCGGGGAGACGAGUCAGCUCGGAUCUUUGCCGGAAAAUUUGUAAUAAAUACAAGACAGUUUUCACAAAGUAAACAAAUAGUUGGACGGCAACAACAUUGAUUGUGCACGCCUACUGGUAGACCAAAGCAUACGAAUCAAGCUGUGGGCAUGAGUGCAAGUGUGGACAAGUGUGGACGAUUUAUGAAGAUGCGAUCCCUUCGAUUAUUCCAUGGCUCGUGGGGCAGAAUGGUUUGGACGGGCAUGGUUGUGAUUUGCCUGAUAUUUCUGAUGAUCGUCUGUUUGAAACAUUAUAAUUGGACUCAAUCACAACAUUUGACUAGUCAUAUGGGAUUCAGAACCAUCUUUAAUACCUCUGUACUAAAACGAGUUUGGAAGGCAUCGAAAGAUCCUGACUCAUUUCCGGUGCCAGUGUCGACACAUCCCUCUGAAUCUGCUAAGUUUGACGAUGAAAUUUGGCGCCCAAAAGAAAAUAUGCCGAUUAUACACAAAGAUGCGAAAAUAUUGAUCAACCCCAUUAAGCUCUGCUCUCCCAUCAACUCUCAGGAUGUGUUUCUAUUGGUGUUAAUACUUUCGUCUACGGAUCAUGUUAAACAAAGGGAUAAUAUUCGGCAGACUUAUGGAAGUGUGACGUCUUAUAAGAGCCGGCCAAUACGUCACGUAUUUCUGUUGGCAGAACCCAAAGACGAAAACCAGCAAUCAAGGAUCAAAGCAGAGAGCAUUUUGCACGGAGAUAUUGUUCAGUUUGAUUUCAUGGACACCUACAGAAACCUAUCCAUGAAAUCUAGCUCUGGUUUAGCCUGGGCGAAACGAUUCUGCCCACGCGCCAAAUUCAUCCUGAAAACCGAUGAUGAUUAUAUGGUGCUUCCGGGAAGAAUGGUAGAUUACUUUGAUCAUAUUUCAUCAGAAGAAGAAAGGGUGCUUUACAGUGGUUACGUUGUGAACACGUCUCCGCCUAUUCGAGCAAAAUCGAGUAAAUACUAUGCCUCCUGGAUCGAGUACCCCUACCGACAUUAUCCGCCUUAUGUCACAGGGGCGGGCAUCAUGAUGUCAAACAAUGUCCUAAAUCUUUUUCGUGAUGCAUCAAGAAAAGUUCCAAGGACUCCCUCUGAAGAUGUAUAUCUCGGUCUACUGGCUAAGAUGUCGAAUAUUACGCCAAAAGAAAACUUUGAGCGUAUAAAACCAGAUAUACCUAACAAACCUAGCAACUUGCCAGAAAAAGUACUUGUUUUCAAAGCUCCACUCUUUGAAAUUACCAAGAAAAUCUGGUCCAAGUAUAAAAGUGCAUGAACAGAAUGGCAUGAGGUGUGUUUUCAAAGGAGCAUUGGCCAUGUUUCCAUCAUAAUCUAUAAGCGAGAACACCGUUUCGUGUGCACAUUCUUUUGAGAGUCUGGGCUCAUGUAUUGUACCACUGUUGGUGAAUAUAUAUCGGUUGAGUAUUAAUCUGGGUUCGUAGCGCAAAAAGACUAAUAUAACUGUGUUGAGUGGUUG
Molecule: messenger RNA, 1498 nt
Organism: Lineus longissimus
Lineage: Eukaryota; Metazoa; Nemertea; Pilidiophora; Heteronemertea; Lineidae
Product: beta-1,3-galactosyltransferase 5-like
Exons: 3
Coding region: 158-1297 (379 amino acids)
Cellular component (GO): Golgi membrane
Molecular function (GO): hexosyltransferase activity
Source: RefSeq, a predicted model, not a curated record